Messenger RNA from Heterocephalus glaber (naked mole-rat), 2831 nucleotides. RefSeq names its product HSPB1 associated protein 1 (gene Hspbap1). The record is from RefSeq and is a predicted model, not a curated record. NCBI's taxonomy places the organism in Eukaryota, Metazoa, Chordata, Mammalia, Rodentia, Bathyergidae.
GCCUGUGCGCCUGCGCGCGGAGCUGGCUCGGAGGAAGGUGGGGGCAGAGGGAGCCCCGGUCCGCCCUUCCCGCUAGCGGGGCGCGGGAUGCCGCGAGGGGCGCGGAGCCAGGACCCCGGGCGCGGAAAGACAGCGGGCAGGCGGGAGGGCUGCCGGCGGGCGGGCGACCGAGGGAAGCGCCCGGGAGGUUGUGGGGGCGGAGGUUGAGCAAGCCAGGGAUUGUCGGAGGAAGUGCCCAAGUUUACAACACGCGCCUAAUAAACAACUCGGUGACCUCAGGCCACCAGCCUAAUGCUUGCUUCUCUAUUGGGUUGACUUCGUUUUUAUUGGGCUUAUACCUUUGGAAAUUACAGGGAGUAUAGGAUAAGAUUGAGAUGUAAAGAGUCAGGAAAAUAAUUUCUUUGUAAGCUCUACCUAGUUUUAAAACUAGUCUUAUCAGUUGUCUUUUUUUGUGCCUUAACACGCCUGGUGAGAUUAUAAAGUAGCCAAUUUUAUUCAUAUAUGACAGGUAAUCUCUCUGCCCAUCCCUCAGUAAGCGACGACUAAAGAUUAUGUUAAGGGAGGAAGAUUUGUGUCCUGCAGUGUCCCAGAGCCAUCUCCUGUGAGGUGGGCUGGAGGAAGGGUGAGCGAGGGAGAGUGGAGUUGUUGCUCUCUUGGCCAGCCCUUUUUCUUGAUACACAAACCCUGAAGCCCAACAGUUUGGCUUGUUUGGGUUGGGAAAUGAGUCACAAGGAAUGCAAUCAAAGGACGCCCUGUCAAGUUCACGUUCCUGGACUGCCUCGGAAAUCAGAUGAGGUCAUCUUGCGACCAGAAGGGCCGUGGGAUGGGCAGGAGGCGUGAACUGACCUAGUACCCAAGCCUGACAAGAGCCGCACAGAGCCACUCCUGAAACUUCGACCUUUCUGCGUGGGGAAGGCAAGAGUGGAAAGAAAGAACAGAACUAGAAAACGAGGAGAAGCAGAAACGAAGCUAGGGCUACACGAGAUCAGGCUAGGGUCAAGGGCAGGCAGCAGGCGCCCCGUGCCAGAGCACGUGCUGUAAGCCGCUCCAGCACCACGGACCAAAACAAAUCGGCUCGGCCCGGCCCCGCGCGUCACGUGACCCAGGAGCACUGUUUCCGGGCAAGGCGGCGCGGCGCUGCGACUCUUUCCGGGGGUGACUGCAGACCUCUCAGCUCUGCUGUGUGCUUUCCCUUGGAGGGCGCCUCACGGUAACCAUGGCAGCGGGCACCCAGGAGAGCCCUCUCUUGGCCCUGGCAGCUGGAGCUGCCCGGAACAAAGGUGAAUAUGUCAAACCUUUUACACCAGAGAAAGCAAAAGGAAUUAUAAUGUCUUUACAGCAACCUGCAGUCUUCUGUAACAUGGUUUCUGACUGGCCUUCGAGACACUGGACGGCUGCACACCUUUCUGAGGUCCUUCAUGGCAAGCAGAUUCGAUUCAGAAUGGGAAUGAAGAACACAGACACAGUUCCUCAGUUUGAAACCACGUGUAAUUAUGUGGAAGCUACACUUGAAGAGUUUCUGACCUGGAACUGUGACCAAUCUAGUAUUUCUGGACCAUUUAGAGAUUAUGAUCAUUCCAAAUUCUGGGCUUAUGCUGAUUAUAAAUAUUUUGUCAACCUAUUUGAAGACAAUUCAGAUGUUUUUCAGGAUGUGCUGUGGUCUGACUUCGGGUUUCCUGGGAGAGACGGCCAGGAAAGUACACUGUGGAUCGGCUCCCUGGGCGCACAUACCCCCUGUCACCUGGACACCUAUGGUUGUAACUUAGUCUUCCAGGUGCAAGGAAGGAAAGAAUGGCAUCUCUUUCCUCCUGAAGAUACACCUUUCCUUUAUCCAACUAGAAUUCCUUAUGAAGAAUCUAGCGUGUUCAGUAAAACCAAUGUUGUCAAUCCAGAUUUAAAGUGUUUUCCUCGAUUCCAGAAAGCUCGAAGGCAUAUGGUCACACUGAGCCCAGGACAGGUCCUCUUUGUUCCCAGACACUGGUGGCAUUAUGUAGAAUCCAUUGAUCCUGUCACUGUCAGUAUAAACUCAUGGAUUGAGCUGGAAGAGGACCACCUAGCCCGGGUGGAAGAGGCAGUAACUCGUAUGGUUGUAUGUGCACUGAAAACUUCCGAGGAUCCACACAGCACCCGAGCUUGGUUAAACCCCACCGAGGUUGAGGCAACAUCCCAUGAAGUCAACUGUCGCUACUUAAAUGGAGCUGUUUCUGCCUUUUUUGAUCAUCACAGAACACCCAAGGCAGUAGAAAUUCAAGCACUGAAAACAAAUAGGGAGAAUGUGGAAAAGAAAGAAUUAAAUGUGUCCAGCCACAUGGAGGUGGCCCAAACACACAACCAGGACUUAAGCCUGGCACCUGGAAAACAGGAUGCAGUGAGCCUCUUUGGCCCUGAUCUGUUCCCUGUAACACCAGGACCUAAAGAAGAACACCCUUCAGAAAGAGGUGGCAUAUUUGAAAAAGAUGGUAAAGAACUGGUUGACAAAGAUGGAGAAUACUUCGCAAAAUCCUGCUGUGCCAGGAGGCAACAAAUGAGUAAAAGUGAAAAUGUGGUGGAACAGACUGCUUCAAAUAGUACUCCAGGCCUAUCUCAGGCAUUCAUUUCUACAGAUGAUUUGCUGGACUGCUUGGUGAAUCCACAGGUAACCAGAAUGGUAGCGCAACUUUUGAUACAGGGGAAAAGCUUGUGAUUCUCAUAGAAGGCAACUUUUUAAAUAACAUUUAAAAUAUAUAUUUGUAAAAUACAGUAUGAUUUUAAAAUAAAAGAUGUAACAGCAGAAGGUCAACCUGCACGUUUAUAAGUUCUUACCUAAUUAAAUUUCAGUCUGUUGCCACCUC